AUGUAUACUGUAUUACUGCAAGGCACUGCCGAUUUAAAAAAGCACUCUCUAUUUUUUGAGUGUAUAUAUACAGUGGGUUAUCAUCUAAACAAAGCACAGACAGAAUUAUUCACGUGGGGUGAUGAUGUUUCUGUUAAGGAUAAUAUUAUGUCUAUACUUAUAUCAUUAGUUAUGGGGUUUGGUAUUCUUAUUAUUAUAACACUAGCUAUACCCAUAAUCAGGAAAACCGCGAGUGGGUGUAAGUCACUGUUUAUAAUGCAUAAUCAAAAGAUUCAAAAGAAACAGAAUAUAAAUGAAUUUGUUCCCAUAAGAACAACUAAAUCAAAGAUAUUUAAUGCUAUUUCUGUUAUAUACGAUACAUUAAUAGUUGUGUUUUUAGCGAUAUACUUAUUUGCUAUAGUAACGGUUAUAAUAAGUACAAUUCAGCAUGCAUACUAUAAUAUUUCUUUUCCUGUAUUCCCUAUUAUAAUAGCUGUGACUAUAUCUGUACUGAUUCUGUACUUGUGUGCUUCUGUUUUACUAAUGACUGGUAAAAUAGCAGAUAUUUUCUCAGUAGACAGUGACCACUCUGUGAUUAGGCCAUUUUUAAUUUUUGGUAUGUUCUGUGUGUCGUACUUCCUUAUCGGAAUAGAGAUAUAUACAGGAUAUUCUAAAGUAAGCAGUUAUGGUAUUUCUAACCUUAGUAAUAUGAGAGUGCUAUGCUUAUUAUUUCUUUCAUUCUGGUUUAUAUGGUUUAGUAUAUCAUUUGUGUACUUCUUUAUACUCAGCGCACUAUAUGGCCUAGUCCAUACAGUAAACCAUAUUUAUGAUACAUUCACAGAUGUAAAACUACUUCCACUAGAAGAACAAUUAUAUGAUAAAGUCCAAAAUAGUAAUAAUCCAGCAUAA
Molecule: messenger RNA, 888 nt
Organism: Nematocida parisii ERTm1
Lineage: Eukaryota; Fungi; Microsporidia
Exons: 1
Coding region: 1-888 (295 amino acids)
Source: RefSeq, a predicted model, not a curated record